Molecule: messenger RNA, 3014 nt
Organism: Asterias rubens (European starfish)
Lineage: Eukaryota; Metazoa; Echinodermata; Asteroidea; Forcipulatida; Asteriidae
Product: stathmin domain-containing protein 1-like
Exons: 3
Coding region: 330-1283 (317 amino acids)
Biological process (GO): microtubule depolymerization; neuron projection development; regulation of microtubule polymerization or depolymerization
Cellular component (GO): neuron projection; cytoplasm
Molecular function (GO): tubulin binding
Source: RefSeq, a predicted model, not a curated record
UAGAAAUACAGUGCAAGGUUGUUCGAUUCACGGCUGCCUUGUUCUAGCGUAUUUAUAAGGCGUAUUUUCUUAUAAUUUUCAUCAGUUUGCGACUUUGAAACGAUUCAACUUGUUAUGAUUAUUAGUUGUGUCUUAUAAGAUUCGUUCCACUGGUAUUAUUCUCAAACGGUUCGACUCUUUUCGCAGAGUUUUCUGGACGCAUAGAAUAUUUAUUUUAUGCUUGCACUCCUCUUGAACUGUGUACAAUCUUGCGAUACCAUCUACUACAGUGAUAUUUAACACGACAACCGGAAUUUAUUCCACCAGCGACCAGAUUCAACAGUUCGACCAUGGGUUGUAGUAGCUCUAAGAACGCCGUGGUUCCAUCAGUAGGACAAGCCUGGACUGCCGGGAAUAAACCGACGUCUGCCGGCUCCACCAAGAGCAAAUCAAGCUCCAAAUUAAUCCGUGUGAAAUCGGGGACUACUGAAGUCAAGGAACUGAAGCCGGAAAGGUCCCUUUCGAGAGACUCCCUGCAAAAUGGAGUUAUCCCACGAGGGGUGUCUUCUGCGACCAGCAAGGCAUCGGCACACACUUGUGACAGCGGGCUUGAGGAGGACUACGGUCACAUCAUCUCGGAAGAGUCAAACCCAACGGAACAAGAAGGGGUUCUUACAGGGCAAAGACCACGAACACCAGAUUUGUCAAUAAGUGGAACCCAGAUAUCAUCCCGGAGGAGGAGUGGAAAAGACCGGGAAAACCGCACAGGAAAGGACAUCAUAGGAGAGCUGAAGAGUCAGGGUUUACUGUCCAGGCCGGUAGCUGCUCAGAGCGGUAUGGCGUUCGAUGUCAUGAUCGCUCCCGAGUUCGGUAUACUUCAGAAGCCACCACCUCGCCUGGCGAAACUCAAGAAGAGAAAGUCAAAGAAAAGGACUCUUACUAGAGAGGAACUAGAGGCGAAGUUGAAAUCAGCUGAGGAGAGGAGAAAACGCAAAGAGGCCGAAAAGAUUGAGAAACUCAACACAGCCGCUAAAGAGAAACAAGUUCAAGAAUCUUUAGACGCAUCCGAGGCAGCUCAGAAAAAAGAAGUGUCCGUCAAGAGCGCCAGCGACAUGGACCGGGUAGCCGAGAACAAGGAGGCACGUCUCAAUGCCUUGAAGGAGAAAUUAGAGAAGAAGAAACAACACGCCGAGAGAGUUCGUCUUGCAAGACUUGCGAGACAAGCCGAAGGAGGUCCUUCGCAGGAAACAGACAUGCAACAGUCGAAGGAUGAUAUCACUGGUAACGGAACGCCGGCUGUUUGAUGAACAAAAGCAACUCUCUCGCAUUGAGAAGCAAAGUUAUUUCCUUUUUGACUCUCUAAGAAGAGAAAUAUCCUUGGAUGCAACGUGACGUAGUCGAGAUGAUGUUCUCAGGCUUUAUACAUACUGAAAUAAGAUGUGGACAAAACAACCGUGGACAAAACAUCCAAGGAUGGGUUGAUACAUAGUUUGCAGCUAACGUGUGCCAAACAAAAAUUCAAAACGCGAUUUAUGGUCAGUCUUAAAAAAGUAUUUUCGUAUGAACUAUUGUGUGCUGAAAGAAAAAAAAAGUCUUGUGUAAGGUAAAAGUUAAGUGAACAAUCUAAAAAUUAUAGUAGAAUGAAACAUUCUCCCAAAUAUUUUGACCUUUUGUACAAAGGGCCUCACAAAACUUGAAGCGAAUCAUGACACAGUAAUUUUAAUUUUUAUUGUAUACACGCAAAGUUCAUGAACUAGGUUGGCUUUUAUGAUUGCUGGUUUUAAACCAUUAAUGUAUUGGCAGAGACAGAUCAAAAUUUCCGUUAUCAAGGGUAUGAGCCCCCAAAUUCUGUCUCCCAUGUUGAAAUUAACAUGGGCUGAAAAAGAUGAACCAAAAGAGGGCUCUAUAAGAAGUAGAAUAUACAUGUACAUUGUACAAUGACUGUACUACAGUUUGCCAUUGGGGGGGGGGGGAGGCAGACUCUUUGGGGUCAGAAAUUGCACGAAGAUUGAAGGGCAUUGGAUGUGCCUUAAACUACUCCGUCCAUGUUUAUAAAGUUUGUUUUUAAAAGUGAAAAGAGUUGAUCUCUAUAAAAAGUUAUUUUUGGUACUGGUGACCAUGUUCUACGGAGCCAGGGAAAUGACAUGCCUAAAAUAAUUCUAUUGGUUUGUUGGUAUGUGAAAGUGAAUAAUUUUUGAAAUAAUAUUGAAAAAAAAAAAUGUAAAAAAAUUAAGAGAAUAAUUUUAAAAGAAAAUGAAAAUUGGGAAAGUCGUUUAGAUAAGAAAACACUUGUGAACACUAUUUCGCCAAGAAAACGAAGACAACAUAAUUAAGGCAUGUCACUUCCAGGGUUCUGUAGCGUACAAACAGAUACGUUUUUGUAUCUGUCUAUAAUAUAAAAAACUCGUUUUGUAAACGACGCAAAAAAUAUUUUUAUAAAACUGUUGAGGCUUUCUUGUGCUAUUUCAAUGAUGUACAAAGUGAAUGUCAAUGAGAAGUCAUACAGCGGAAUAGACCAACAUUAUUGCCGCAGCAUUAUUUACAUAAGGGUUUUACCACACUAGGCAACUUGAAGGCAAUCAACUACAACACUUGCCACAGGACCACCUUGGUAGCACAUGAGUCAUUCUUCAAUUAAUGCCUUAGACUCCCCGAUAAAAACAGUGAAAUGUAAAAAUGUUUUUCUUCGGGGAGAUUGCCUGGAACUGGUUGCCAGCCAGCCUUCUGUGACAUGACCCUUAUAUUGCAUUACAUGGAGGCCCUACAUGUACGUGGCACAUGCUCGAUUUUUCACUUGCUCUAAAAAACAAAUAAUUUCACAAUUUCUUUUGUAAGUGCUUUUUUUUUGUGUUAAAUUAAAACUUUGACAUAUGUCAAACCAAAGGAAAACCCACACUAGGCCAGUAUUUCCGGUUAACUAUUUAAAUUGUUUAAUUAAUUAUGUUUAUGGUAUCGCCGCUGCAAUGUUACUUCUCGUUUGAUUUUAUGACAUAACUCAUUGACAAUGCGUGGAACGUUUAAUUUUUAAAGUUAAC